UUUGCGUAGAGAAAGUACGAGGCGACAGAAGCCGGAAGUAACGUCACGCGUAUUCAACGGUGGUUUAUUUUGAAAGUACUUUCACUUCUUUUGUGGGUUAGGCUGGUUAGACUUGACACUUUGCUUGCCUUGUUGAGUCAUCGCUGAAAGCAGCUCAGAACCAUGCGAGCCUCCGUCCUGGAGCCUGAACACUGAAGCUCUCUGGGGAUUUUAACUCCUCUUUCGCUGCACUCACUGCCAAGUCGGACUGAACGGACAGCGGAUAAAAUAAUAUUGUUGGGGAGAGAAGCACCAGAGGCUCCGCGGCAUCAGCGGGCGAACUUGGCUUCUCUACCCCGUGGGGGGUGUCUGCCUGUCGGCUUGCCGCUGCGUGCAAGUCCCGCUGACCACUUGGUGCUCCAAGCCCCUUUUCGUGUCUUCUGUGGAGGUUCCAAGCUACUAUUAAGUCGUGCCGUUGUGGCAAAUGUCUUUAUCGUCUCUGCGGGCUUUUCGUCAAGCAUCUGUGGCCUUAAUGUGACAUUUGGUCGUGACACCGCGCAGGAUCUUCAUCAAGUUCGUGGCCCUCCAAACUCCUCCAAGCAGGACGAGAACAGAUGUAACAGUGACCAGGAAAGACCAGGACCAAGCUGGGCCGGGUUAGGCCAGGCUAGGCCCACCUUCCCUGAGCAGGUUCUCAAAGAGUUCCUCCUAGUAGGUUAGUCUGGAAACAUCCUUGGUCUGUCCAUGUCUUCAAUGCACUUCCCUGGAUGUUGGCAGCAGGAUGGAUUUGGAUGUUGAUCUCACAGUUUCCUAUUCCUUUCGUUGCCUUCUGACCUUUCCCUCCCUGCUCUUCAAAAGAAAGCCCCUUGCGCUCUCCUGGGGCUUCCCUAAACCCAGUAUAGGGUCCUACAGGAACUGUAGCUUGUCUUUCUACUAACUCUUAUGGUGCUUUGAGAAUGCUCCAUUGCUGUUCCACCUUGGUUGAUUUUAUUGGAGGCUGAGGAGAAGUUACAUUUAGCAAACCUUUGUGGUCUGGGAGGAAGAAUGUCGGAAAGCAAUAGCAAAGCAGUGAAAUUCAUUGCCCCGGCCCCUCUGUCGCUGACCCCUCAGACCCCCCACAAGAAUGUGAACUGCUCUGCAAGUUCAGACUCGCAUGUAGUGGACAAGCUGGAGGGACACCCGGAGGUCCAACGACGGCGUCACACGAUGGACAGAGACUCCAAGACGGCCGAGCACCGCUUCUUCCGCCGGAGUGUCAUCUGCGACUCCAAUGCCACCGCCCUGGACCUGCCCAGCAAGGCAGCGGUGACGCUCACCUCGCUGCCAGACUGCAGGGGACCCCCCGUCAGCUAUUUGGUUUCUCGCACUGCGGAGCGAGACGUCCAAGAGGCAGUGGAAGGCCCCUCUUUGCAAAGCUUGCAGCCCGGGGCACCUCUAGAGGGGCAACGCCAAAAUGUCGGCGUGGGUCACGUUGGACACGCUGAUGGCGUGGUAAAGGAGCCGCCUUCGGCCGUAGUGGAUGUCAAACAAACGGGAGACCGGCAGCGCGACUCCCUGCAGGAGAUGGCCAAAGACGAAAAAGUGCACGAGUGCAGCAUCAGCAGUCCCACGGAGGAGAAGGAGCGAGAGACGGAGCUGGCCAAAGCACGCGCUGAGCAGAGGGAGGCCGAGAAGCGAGUGCAGGAGGACAUCGAGGAGGCCGAGACGAAGGCCGUCGGGACGUCACCGGAUGGACGCUUCUUGAAAUUCGACAUUGAGAUCGGGAGAGGGUCCUUCAAGACGGUGUACAAGGGGCUCGACACAGAGACAACGGUGGAGGUGGCGUGGUGCGAGCUGCAGAUGCACCUCAAGGCUGCAGCAGUCCCAGUGGCUAAAAUCAGCUUUGCACCUUGGAAACACCGCUUUGUUUAUCAGAAAACAAGCAGUCAGCUCCCCAACACGAUCAACAAUGAGGUGCCGUGUCAAGCAGGUGUUUAUUGGGCGCAAGUCAGUUUGAUUUUGAAGGGGAUUCUCUUGCAGGACAUAUUUAAUAUAUUCUGGCUUAACACUGCAUUGAAACAUGAUGUAUGGGAAGUGUUAUGUAAGGAUGUCCUGUGGUGAUGAGGCACACUGUAAGCAUGCAGAGACAUGUUGCUUCCUACAGAUUCUUUUCUGCAAUCCUUCGUGGCGUCUGUGCCUGUGUCUAUUGCGUGCGUGUGUGUGUGUGUGUGCGUGCGUGCUGGAGUACAGUUACAUGCAUGUUUAUUCAGUGUGUGGGCAACUGGAGAUGUGUGGGAGUCUACUAUCUAUAAUAUAUAUCUAUAAUCUCUAUCUAAUCUUUAUUUGCACAGGACAUGGUUGAGUUUCAAUAUUAUGCAAAAGUGACUUUUUAAAAGCAGUCUUUAUGUGCCUUUUUAU
Entelurus aequoreus (snake pipefish) is the source of this 2376-nucleotide messenger RNA. RefSeq names its product serine/threonine-protein kinase WNK1-like. Gene Ontology annotation, biological process: monoatomic ion homeostasis; protein phosphorylation; negative regulation of sodium ion transport. The transcript has 3 exons. Bases 1024 to 2079 code for a protein of 351 amino acids. Gene Ontology annotation, cellular component: cytoplasm; cytosol. The record is from RefSeq and is a predicted model, not a curated record. Gene Ontology annotation, molecular function: protein serine/threonine kinase activity; chloride channel inhibitor activity; potassium channel inhibitor activity. Lineage: Eukaryota; Metazoa; Chordata; Actinopteri; Syngnathiformes; Syngnathidae.